CUGGUCACUGGUAGGAAUCUUAAUGUAGUUCAUAUUCAAAACCCACUUGACAAUCAAAUCCCACAUUCUACGUUUCCAAAUUACACAGCUUGCGAAGAGACUUUUAUCAUUUAUGUCGUUUGUGAGCUUAUAGAGCUAGCUUGUCUGGUUAUUGAAGAAUAAAGACAUAUUCUUGAUCUGAAAGUACGAUGCUCAUCAUCAUGUUCUUCUGCAAGAAGUGUCCUCGUCUCCUUCUUUUCUGUCUGAUCACCCUGUCGAUCAGUUGCUUUAGAUCAGUGACGUGCGCGCAGCUACCUGCCAAAGAAUUGGAGGCUCUGCAACAAAUUGUGACAAAAAUGGGCGCCAAAUGGUUGAAUUCAAGUGCGGACCCUUGUACGGAUGAGAAACUCCCCAUUCCACCACAUGUGGCGUCAGUUGAGGACAAGAACAACACCGUCUUCUGCAACUGCUUUUUCGAUAAUCAAACCACCUGUCAUAUCACCACCAUAUUCCUCAAGAGUUACAGUCUUAACGGCACACUCCCACCAGAAUUGGUUCAGCUUCCCUAUCUCCAAAAGCUCGAUCUUACUCGGAAUUGCCUUCAAGGCAAACUUCCAAUAGAAUGGGCUUCAAUGACGUCUUUGAAUUUUAUCUCACUCACUGCCAACAACUUAUCUGGGGAAAUCCCUGUGGAAUGGGGAAGUUUUACCAAUCUCACUUACUUGAGCUUUGAGGCCAACCGGUUGUCUGGAAAUAUUCCUCAGGAGCUUGGGAAUUUGGCCAACUUAACAGUGCUGAUACUUUCCUCCAACAAGUUUGUUGGAAAUUUGACAGAAAGCCUUGCCGGGUUGAAAAAUUUACAGGAUUUUAGGAUAAGUGAUAAUAACUUUACUGGAAGCAUACCUCACUUUGUUGAGAGCUGGACUCAACUUCAAAGGCUACAAACAUAUGCAAGUGGACUGGAAGGACCCAUCCCAGAUGGCAUCUUUCGUUUGGAAAAAUUGACUGACCUGAGGAUCACAGAUAUGAAUGGGACAAGUUUCACACUUCCUCAGAGUUUGGGUAACCAGAACGACAUGAGAUACCUGGUUUUGAGAAACCUGAACAUGUCUGGAACAAUCCCAGAUUUUAUUUGGCAAAUGGACAACCUGCUGACUCUCGACUUUACCUUUAACAAGUUGGAAGGAGAAAUACCAGGCACUGCAAGAAUACCAAAAUUCACCCUUUUGACUGGCAACAGGCUAUCUGGAAAUCUAUCAAAUUCGAUCUUGGGUACAAUCUCGGUUUCAGAUAAAAGUCUUGAUCUUUCUUAUAAUAAUUUUACUUGGCCGGUUGAUUGCCAAGAAAUUCAAAAUAUAAAUCGCUACCAAAGCUCAUCUCAGAAGUACAACUUAAGUGGACUUCUUCCAUGCUCAACUAGAUCCAGAUGCACAAAACCUAGAGAUUCAUUGCAUAUAAACUGCGGUGGAGCUAAUGAAAUUAUUAAAAAUAACUUUGGGAGCAUCAAGUAUGAAGGAGAUAUAGAUGGUGGAGGAAGUGCAUCAAGAAAUUUUAUCAGUACAAAUUGGGGAUUUAGCAGCACAGGAGACUUCAUGGAUGAUGAUAGUGAUGAUGGAGAAAAAUAUAUUGAAUCAAAUUCCUCUGUCCUCUCAAUGAAUCACUCAGUGUUGUACAUGACAGCACGUAAAGCUCCCCUUUCCCUCACCUAUUUUGGAUUUUGUCUGAAAAAUGGAGAUUACAAUGUACGCCUCCACUUUGCGGAGAUAGAAUUUAAAGAUGAGGAAGCAUAUAGCAAGCUUGGAAGACGCAUAUUUAAUAUCUAUAUUCAGGGCAAGUUGGUGUGGGAGGAUUUCAAUAUCAUGGAGGAAGCAAAUGGAAUUGGUAAAGAAGUCAUUAAACAAAGUAAUGUGACUGUGACGAACAAUACCCUAGAGAUCCGCUUGUAUUGGGCUGGGAAAGGGACAACAUGUAUCCCUAAGAGAGGAAGAUAUGGUCCUCUAAUAUCUGCUAUUUCUAUAUGUCCCAGUUCAAGAUCUCAUUGUGGAGAACUUGGAAAGGGGAGCAAAAAAGUCACAAUUGUUGGAGUUGCCACUUCUGUAUCAUGCCUUAUUCUCUUCGUACUAGGUGUUCUUUGUUGGAAGUACUAUUUUGGGGGCAAAAACAUGAUGGAAAAAGAACUUAGAGGGCUAGAUCUGCAAACCGGUUCCUUCACUUUGAGACAAAUAAAAGCUGCAACCAACAACUUCGAUUAUGCGAACAAGAUUGGAGAAGGGGGUUUUGGAUCCGUAUACAAGGGUCAACUAUCAGAUGGCACUGUUAUUGCUGUGAAGCAGCUCUCUUCUAAAUCAAGGCAAGGGAACCGUGAAUUUGUGAAUGAGAUAGGCAUCAUUUCAUGUUUGCAUCACCCCAAUCUCGUAAAGCUUUAUGGGUGUUGUAUUGAAGGAAAUCAAUUGCUGCUUGUCUAUGAGUACAUGGAAAAUAAUUCUCUUGCACGUGCUCUUUUUGAAAGAAGUGUUUUGAAAUUGGAUUGGGCUACGAGGUACAAGAUAUGUGUUGGGAUAGCCAAGGGUCUCACAUUUCUCCAUGAAGAAUCAAGAAUCAUGAUAGUUCAUAGGGACAUCAAAGCUACAAAUGUACUCCUUGAUGAGAAUCUAAAUGCUAAAAUAUCAGAUUUUGGAUUAGCUAAGCUCAAUGAAGGGGAGAACACCCACAUUAGCACCCGAAUUGCUGGAACCAUUGGAUAUAUGGCUCCAGAGUACGCACUAUGGGGUUAUCUGACAGACAAAGCGGAUGUUUACAGCUUUGGGGUGGUCACACUAGAAAUUGUUAGUGGGAAGAACAACUCAAAUUACACGCCAGACACCACAUGCACUUGCCUUCUUGAUUGGGCUUUUGUUUUGAAACAAAAGGGAAGCUUGAUGGAAUUGGUAGAUCCAAACUUGGGAACUGAAUUUAAUAAGAAAGAGGCAGAAACAAUGAUUAAAGUAGCUCUCCUAUGUACCAAUGCAUCUUCUAAACUUAGGCCUACCAUGUCAGCAGUGCUAAGAAUGCUUGAAGGACAAGAUAUUAUUCCAGAAGUGAUCUCAGAUCCUAGCAUCUAUGGCAAAGAUAUGAGAAUUAGUCCCCUCAGAGACCACUAUCAACACAUGGAAAUGCAGAGUUCUAGUGGAAGCCUGGCCCCAAAUUUUUCAUUAGAUGGAGCACAGGUUGGUUCAUCCUCUUCUGCUUAAUUUUGAUUCCAAUCAUUUUGGUGAGACUUCUUUGGUAUUCCAUUUGAGUUCUUGAGUUCUCCAUUCAAUUAAUUUGAUGUUGGGAGUUUCAUUUGAUUGAACAUACUGAACUAUUGGCUCAACACUUAGAUCACGUCAAGUGGGAACUCCUCCUGUAGCCCCAUAUUUAUGUAUAGUACUGAAGAAACCACUGCAUGAGUGUAUAAAUAUGAAUCAAACUUGUUUAGCCUAGCAA
Vitis vinifera (wine grape) is the source of this 3444-nucleotide messenger RNA. RefSeq names its product probable LRR receptor-like serine/threonine-protein kinase At1g29720. Gene Ontology annotation, molecular function: ATP binding; protein binding; protein kinase activity. Bases 189 to 3209 code for a protein of 1006 amino acids. NCBI's taxonomy places the organism in Eukaryota, Viridiplantae, Streptophyta, Magnoliopsida, Vitales, Vitaceae. The transcript is spliced from 25 exons. Gene Ontology annotation, biological process: protein phosphorylation. The record is from RefSeq and is a predicted model, not a curated record.